Molecule: messenger RNA, 1783 nt
Organism: Pollicipes pollicipes
Lineage: Eukaryota; Metazoa; Arthropoda; Thecostraca; Pollicipedomorpha; Pollicipedidae
Exons: 2
Coding region: 120-1532 (470 amino acids)
Source: RefSeq, a predicted model, not a curated record
GUGUGGGGUGCGUGGGCAGGUCGGGGGUUGGGUGAUCGGAAGACGUUUGCAGCUGAUAAUUGCUUUGAAGAUGGGGGAGAGGUCGUUUUUGUAAACAACUGAACGGGCGACGGGCCGCCAUGGAGACCGUCCUUUGGCUGACGCUGGCGGUCGGCCUGCUGGGCGCCGCCUCCGCCGACAACCCGUGCAACCCGCGGCUGCUGGUCGGCCAGCGGCGCGGUGGCAGCCGCAACGUUACGGUGCGGGCGCCAUACGGCUGCAACUGCACUGACAUGCGGCUGCAGGUGCUGCAGGACGACGGCUGGGUGGCCGGCAACGGCAGCUGUUCGGACUGCAGCUGGCGCGAUGUGAAGAAGCGCAACCGCAGCGUGGUGCUGGAGGCCGACCGCCGCGUGAGCUGGACGGUGUUCUACGCCGGCAGGUACCGGCCGUCGGUCGGCAGAUGCACGUGCGACCCCAGCGACGAGGCCGAGUGCGCGGGCUUCAUAGGCGAGGUCAAGGGGGCCGAACUGUGGGUCGACGGCAUGGCGAACCAAACGGCGUGGAACGUGACCGUCUGGCUCACGCAGACGGCCAGCGGGGACAUGGCGGUACAGGUGCGCCAGGUGGUGGACGACGAGGCGCCAUACUUUUUUCGGUCUCUGCGUGUGACCAUGAGGAGCAACGACACGCGCUCGAAGACGAAGGCGGUGAGAUGCAGGACGGCCGACAACUGCGAGAUCGUCAUUUUCAACGCGCGGCCUGGCAGGUACGAGGUGCGUGUCUCUCCGAUGCACGUCAUCAGCCCGGCGUCGGGCGAGAUCGUCCGCGUCAUCACUCAAGAGGUGACGGCGCACGAGGAGUCGCGGCCGCCGGCGGCACCCAGCAGACAGUCGUCCAAGAGUCUGUACAUCGUGCUGGGCGUGGUGACCGCCUGCGCCGUCGCCUUCGGCAUCCUCUGCAUCGUGAGCAGAAGCCGCCGCGACUCGUGGGCUAACUGGCUGCCGUUCGGCGACGCCACGAUGCUGGCGCCGGCCGCCAAGGCGACGGGGUCGGACGCCGCGAUGACCCUCAUCUUCCACCGCGGCCUGGAUCGGCUGGCGCCGCUGCCCCUGGACCACCUGUGCUCGUACCUGACUGAACACGGUGUUGACGUGCGCGACUUCCGCAACCGUGAGCUGCUGGGCCUGCUACAUCGGCAGCCGUCGCUUCACGACGCGCUGGGCCUGGAGCCGCUGCGCGGCGCGCGGCUGCUGUUCGUCAGCAGCGGCGCGCCGGACGAGGCCGCCUCGUCCUCGGCGCGCCCGCUCGUCCAGCAGUACGACAGCGUGCUGCGCCAGGUGCGCAACGCCCGACUAGCGCUCGACUACGACCGCGUGUUCACGGUCACGCUGGGUGGCGCGGCCGGGCCGGCGCUGGCCGGCCUGCCCGAGGGCCGGCUCUUCCGCUCACCGGAGGACCUGCAGCUACUGGUGGAGCACCUGCGCGCGCCGGCCGCCCGACCGCCAGCGCCAGUCAUCGGCCUGGACGACGCGGCUUGGGACAAGGUGUGAGACGGGCUCACCAGUAGCUGGAGCCUCGUGCUGUUUUGAGUUUGGUCGCACGCGGAGUUCCAACGCCAACGUGAGGUGCAAGUGGAGUGCGCCGUUGUCGGUGGACGCAGAUGCUGUGUGGCUGUGCUCAAUCAAUGUGUCUUUUGCUUUCAUCGGUGAGGACUCGUCAAUGGAUGUCGGGCUCGGGGUGGGCGGAGUCUUAUGUCAAACGCAUGUUACAUCUGGCAAAUCGUUUGCACUGGGUCCAUCGU